GGGCCCCCGGCGCCGGAGCUUCGGGCAGGUUCUGGGCUGCGUCUGUGUGCGUGUGCGUGUGUGUGUGUGUGUGCGUGGCGGCGGAGGGUGCGCGUGAGCGUGCGGGGAGAGGGACGGGACGUCAGAGCGGCCCAUGAAUAUUGAUGUGGAGGAGCGUCUCUUUCAUCGAGGACAGAAGGAAGCAAGAUGGCGGCGCUGUAGGACUCGGAUCAGAUCUAGCGGGCGUUUUGGAAGCCUACACCGUCAGGGGAAGCCGAGGAACCGCAGGAACCAGGACGCACAGAGGGCAGCCUCGUGAAUGGACCCAGAGCAGGCCAGAUGGAAACAGAAAAGCCCAGACAUGAGACGGAAGAAAGUCUAAUACUCGCCCAGUUCAGCACCACCCACCGAGUGCCUACGAAGCUGCAGAAUGGAAACCAGUCGCCUGAUGCGAGCACUCAACAGCUCAACGGGGAUUCCAGCUGGAGCCUGUUCAGGCCAACGAAACGCCACUGCCUAAGCCCCGCGGCCACGCCGGAUCAGGAACCGUACGGGAUAAAUGGCGAGACGAAGCACAACCUUUAUGAACAGUCUGCGGUGGCCAACCAUCAGGCGAAGAAGUUCUGUGCUAGCUCAGAGAUGGACGCUGAUGGAGGUCUGGAUAAGAUCCACGAGCUGAGCAAGUCAGUGGUGAAUAAAAUAAACUGUAAUUAUCCUAAUGGUGACGUUUUCUCACUACCAAGGAACAACCAGGUGCCAAUGCCCAACGGUGCUACACCAGCCACACCUUCAGUGGAAGAUCCGGCUGGUGACCUUACAGAUAAAGCUCUGCCUCAGUCUCAGUAUUAUCCAGAACAUGCAACACCACCACCACAAAACAGAAACACCAGCAACCUGCACGAGCAGGUCAUCCCUUCACCCUCGAGUACCUCAGGUUAUCCUGUUUCAGCCCAAAUGCUGGGCUCUGCGCCACCUGCCAGUUUAUCCGUGGAUGCCUAUGGCAGCAAUGGCUAUGACCCAGCGCUUAUCGUGAACGGGCACUCGGAAAGUUUCAAGGCAGAACUUCUGCACCAGCAACCACCGUACCCUCACAGUGACCUCCCAGCUCUGGUAAAUCACUCACAAAGUGAACCGACGUCUGGACGUGUCCCAACGAGAGGUACCGGUGUUCCCUCUCUGUCUCAAAACGGCCCAGGAUGCUUUGCUGGCAAACCAGAUGAUUCAAGCGAGACCUCAAAUCAGAUGUCUUACCCAGUGCCAGGGCGAGGUGAGGAGACCGGCUCCUUCAGCAACUCAGCAGCCGUUACGAGCCAACAGCACUUACAGUACAGCCUGCAGCAACGCCCGUCAGAUGUUUCCUGCUCAGCUGAUAACCACCUCCAGGGCGGCGUGGUCUCCACCACCCCGCCUCCUCUACAGCCGCCAGCAGCUCCAAAAAAUCAGUGCAGCGAGCCGGAACAGAAUGCACCGGACCAAAAAGGCCACGUGGCUCCCGCCGCCACCCAGGGAGGCUGGAUCAAUUUAAAUGCUGCCCCAGCUGCACAGCACCAUGCCAACCAGCCGCACAUGUGGAGGAGUUACCCUCAAAACCAGAGCACAGACAGACAGAACCAGGGUGGCAUUCACAUGCACUCCAACUGCAACCCACCGGAAAAGGGUCAGUUACUGAACGGAUACAGCUUUGCCACACCUCCUAUGCAACCUCAUCACAACGUUGACCGGGAAUGUCGGCACGGACGUCCACAAACUCCCUCCGACAUGCACGUCCAGCCUCAGCCUAACAUCCAGCUCAAUCAACUUCAAGCCCAAGAGCAAGUACACCAGCAGAUUUACCCCCCAGAGCAACAGCAAUUACGUCAAAACAACCAGAACCAGCCACAGCGGGUACCACCUCCACAGUCCAACCAGCAGCAUGCCAGCACUAUGCAGCAUUCUGAUAAACAUCCACAGAACCCUCAACGGCACCCAAUGGAAGGCUACACACAAUCAGAGAUGAUAUCUCCAACAUACAGACCACCUAGACCUCCUGACCCAGUAGAGACUGGAUCUAAUCCAUCAUCCACCAACCUUCCUUUUUCUGAUCAAUCCCGACCCAACUCGGAGCCGUUACCUAAAGACGUGCCACCCAUGUUUAGCAGUGAUGCAGCGGAGAUGCAAAAGCAGCAACAGAGACAGUACAGCCCGUCUCCCGGUGCCCAACACUCCCAGCAUUCCCAGCAGCAUAUUAAACACUUCUUGCCGAACAAUUUGAACUUUCCGCAUUCACAACCGCAACAGCUACCGGAGGGUCUUCAGUGCCGAUACACACCAGUCCAAAGGUUUCCCAAAAUGGAAUCACAUGAGUCCUGUUCCCAGUUCCAGAGAGGGCCUUUCCCAAACCCUGGUACACCAGGAGACUUCCAGAGGCACGCCGCCCUGCGAAUGCAUCUCCUUCAGAAGCAGGAAAGACCACCUCGUCCCCAAAGCCCAAGCAUGAUCAGACCAGACAUGCAGUUCAUUAAACGUGAAAAUGGCCCCAGAUUCGAGGCCCCGGUCCAAAUGCCAGCCCCACAGAUGCAGCACCAGUACAGUGGCAUGCAAGCCACGGUAAAGCGGGAGCAGCUGUUUCCGACCUGUGGGCAGAGCCAGCAGAGGAGCAUCCUGGCCACCAUGGAGCAGAAGUUACAACAGUUUCAGCCCUCCACCGCCUUCGAGAGGAAGUCACUCGUUAUCAAGUCCCCCAAUAAGGUGAAGGUGGAGAUGUCUGGAGGGGUGGCGGUGGUUUCUACCAAUCUUGAGAGGAGCAGUGAGGACCACCGUAAACCUCCAAAUUUCACUCCCAAAAAGGAGCCGGGGCUGAAGAGCUUUCUGGAAUCACCCAUGAAACUGCUGAAUACCCCCAUCAAGAACCUGCUGGACACUCCUAACAAGACUCAGUACGAGAUCCCUUCAUGUCACUGCGUUGAGCAAAUCAUUGAAAAGGAUGAAGGGCCGUACUAUACCCACCUGGGUGCAGCUCCGAAUAUCAAGGGCAUCCGAGAGACCAUGGAGACCAGGUCUGGACUGACUGGUGGCGCCAUCAGGAUUGAGAAAGUGGUAUAUACAGGCAAGGAGGGCAAGAGCACGCAGGGUUGCCCCAUCGCUAAAUGGGUAAUACGGAGAUCCAGUGUGGACGAGAAGCUCCUGGUGCUGGUACGAGAGCGGGCCGGACACUCUUGUGCCACAUCCUGCAUCGUGGUGGCGAUCAUGAUCUGGGACGGGAUCCAGCAAAGCCUGGCCGAUCGGCUCUAUGGGGAGCUGAGCGAAACUCUGACCAAGAACGGCGUCCUCACCAAUCGCAGAUGUGCUCUCAACGAGGAGAGGACCUGUGCAUGCCAGGGACUGGACACGGACGCCUGUGGAGCUUCCUUCUCCUUUGGAUGCUCCUGGAGCAUGUACUACAACGGCUGCAAGUUCGCCAGGAGCAAGGUGCCGAGGAAAUUUAAGCUGCUUGGUGACGAUGCUAAAGAGGUGGGUCAUACCCUUCUGACCAACCAGGUUAGCAGGUUAGGUCCAUGUUUCUGUAGGUACUUGACUUGUUUGAUUGCUCCACAGGAGGAGAAACUGGAGAGGAAUCUUCAGGAGCUGGCGACGCUGAUUGGUCCCGAGUAUAGACGGAUGGCACCUGAGGCGUAUGGCAACCAGGUGGAGUACGAGUACAGAGCUCCCGACUGCCGACUGGGUCUCAAGGAGGGACGUCCGUUCUCCGGAGUCACUGCCUGCCUGGACUUCUGCGCCCACGCCCACAGAGACCUCCAUAACAUGCCAGGAGGAAGUACAGUGGUCUGCACGCUAACUCGAGAAGACAACCGGCAGAUCGGAGAGAUUCCCGAGGACGAGCAGCUGCACGUGCUCCCGCUGUAUAAGGCUUCGUCCACCGACGAGUUCGGCAGCGCCGAGGCCCAACUGGAGAAGACCAGGACCGGAGCCAUCCAGGUACUGAGCACCUUCCGCAGGCAGGUCCGUAUGCUCGCGGAACCCGCCAAGUCCUGCCGUCAGAGGAAGCUGGAGAGCAAAAAGGCUGCGAACAAACCUCAGCUCAACACUCCAAACGCCAAGGUGGACGCCCAAGCCAAGCAACAGAAACUAAGCGCUUAUAGUGGCAUGGGGCAGAACCACCCAGCAACAGGCACGGAUCCAGGGCAUCAAGGUGCACCACCUCUAGCUGCCCAAAACCAGCCUCAACAGCAGCACCAGCAGUCCAAACCCAGCACUCCUCUACACUUCCCUAGCCCUUCACCCCCCACCAACUACCCGAGGUUCCCCAACACCCCAGGAUCCUUCACUAGCACUUCAAAACCAGCCAACAUGUUCACUCAGCCUCACAGCUCAGCAAGCCCUUACCACUCUCCCUUACCGGUCCCUAAUCCCUACAUGAACGGUCCGAAUCCACCCAGCCCUUUCCCCGGGGCACUACCGCCCAACAACCUGUACCCUGGUUACCAGUGUAACGAGGGUAUUCCCAUGGAGAACUACCACCCUUAUUACUCCAAUCCGAAUAACCUUGGUAUGUACAGACAACAAAGACCGCCUGUGUACCCGGACCAACCAUUUGGCAUUAAUUACCCACCAGGCUAUGGUGAGCCAGGUCUGCCUGUUAAUGGUUAUGCCAACCCCAACAUGCACCGCAUCGGACACUACCACGGGUACACUCCUAAUGGUGGACCCAAUGCCCAGUUUAUGGGUGCCGUCCCCAGACCUUCCUCUGCCCACCCAAGCCUGGACUAUGCAGCUGCAAACAAAUGCGGUCAGUUUGGUAGAUAUCCCAGUUCCUACCUAGCCCAGAAUCCUCAAAUGCAGUUCCCCCAAAAUACUGACCCCUUAGGUAUGCAAAUUAAACCCGAAAUGAGUCUGCAAGGGUCAAAUGGUUUCCCUGGCAUGCUUCCUCCAACGGGAGUGGACGGAAUGAUCCCCGGUCAGCCUCCAGGUAUGAACCUGCCCAAUGGAACCAUGCUGCCCCUUAUGGUCAAGCAAGAGCCUGGAGUUGUCAUGCCUGCUCCAGAACCUGAGGAGGAGGACAUGUGGUCAGAUAAUGAGCACAACUUCCUGGACCCAGACAUCGGAGGUGUGGCAUUGGCGCCGAGCCACGGCUCCAUCCUAAUCGAGUGCGCCAAGCGAGAGCUGCACGCCACCACGCCACUCAAGAAGCCUGAUCGUACCCAUCCGACCAGGAUCUCGUUAGUCUUCUACCAGCACAAGAACCUGAACGAGGCGAAGCACGGGCUCACGCUGUGGGAGGCCAAGAUGGCAGAGAAGGCCCGGGAGAAGGAGGAAGACGCCGAGAAGCACGGCACCGAUGGGACGCCAAGCAAGGGCGGCAAAAGGGUGAAAAAGGAACAUCUGGAACCUUCAGCCGACACCUCCGAUCCACCGUACAAGCGCUUCAUCCAGAUGCUGGCUGAGCAGUCCCUGUCCUGUACCACGAACACUUACGUCAGCUCAGCUCCGUACGCCUUCACCAAGGUCACCGGGCCUUACAGCCACUUCUCGUAGAGACCUCCUAACAUUUAGAUCAACCUGGUGUGAAAUGGUGCUGCACUUGUCGAGGGUCACGGCUGUACCGGCCCGGAGACCUUCAGCAAAGACACUGAGAUAAAAAAGCUACACGGACGAUCGGGUCUGAAGAUCAGUGAGCGAUCAGUUGGUGUUUAUUUAUUUCAUAACUUCAUGAUGGUGCACUGCUCUUCUCUCUAUGGUGCUUCAACACUUCCAGGCUGGAAACAUUUACAGCGGUAAAACGACCGAUCACGGCCUGUAGUCG
Molecule: messenger RNA, 5758 nt
Organism: Trichomycterus rosablanca
Lineage: Eukaryota; Metazoa; Chordata; Actinopteri; Siluriformes; Trichomycteridae
Gene: tet2
Product: tet methylcytosine dioxygenase 2
Exons: 9
Coding region: 319-5490 (1723 amino acids)
Biological process (GO): myeloid cell differentiation; positive regulation of transcription by RNA polymerase II
Cellular component (GO): nucleus
Molecular function (GO): DNA 5-methylcytosine dioxygenase activity
Source: RefSeq, a predicted model, not a curated record